Messenger RNA from Electrophorus electricus (electric eel), 2923 nucleotides. RefSeq names its product discs, large (Drosophila) homolog-associated protein 5 (gene dlgap5). Gene Ontology annotation, molecular function: microtubule binding. The record is from RefSeq and is a predicted model, not a curated record. Gene Ontology annotation, biological process: signaling; chromosome segregation; mitotic spindle organization. Lineage: Eukaryota; Metazoa; Chordata; Actinopteri; Gymnotiformes; Gymnotidae. Gene Ontology annotation, cellular component: nucleus; spindle pole centrosome; cytoplasm.
AUGGGAGACUUCGCUUUGCACAUCUCUACAAGCGAUGAGAGCAGUGUCUCUAUGAUACGAGUCAAGAUGUCCAGGCGACGCUCUCAAACUCACAAGGAGAACAGGGAAAGAAUGCAGAACCUCCGUCGACGCCUGGAUCAGCUCCCUGAGUCUGAGCUCUCCAUGGACUUGUCAACUCUUGAAAAGUCAGUCAUCCCUGCCCAAGAAACUGGACACAAAACAAAAGCAGGCAACAGUGCUGCAGAAGAGAGGAAAAAUAUGCUGGCACGUUUCAAAGAGCAAAAAGCACUGCAAAAAGAGAAGGAGAGGCGGGAGAAGGAGAAGAAAGGGGUGUUUAAGUUUGGCCUCUACCGCCCACAGCCCUUGGGCUACCUGCCCUCCAAUCCUGUUGUACUGACUACAGCUAAGACCGCGGUAUCUGUGCAGUCCACCAGAGUGACUCGGUCCAUGAAACAGCAGCCACAGCUGAAGCAGUUAACUGAGAGACAGGCUGUGCUAAAUAAAGUUGAACUGGCUGUAAAGGCCCCAGCUACUCGAUCAAGCUCUAGAACAGUGGCAGCAGCUGCAACAGCCAAAGCUGUAGUUAAACCUACUGCAGGUGUUAAAACAAGAUCUGCUAGCAGACAACAUUUUGCACCCUCUACAGACAGAGGGAAAACCACGCAAGCAGGAAACAAGGAGACCAUGCCAGCUGUUAAGCAGCCUGCCAAAGAGGAGGUCCCUGCAGUGACUCCCUCCCUUCCUGAGGAGGCCAAGAUGGUGGAAAAAGCCAAAUUGACUGGAACCUCAUUUGCUCCUCAAGGUUUCGUGUUCCCCCCUGUGGGUCUGAGAAUGUUCCAGUCUAGGCCCCUCUCUCCCCAGUCUGCUGAAACCUUCCUCUCACCCAGCUUCUCCUUUGAACCCAAGACUGAGCUCACCGUUGCUACUCCCCUGCCGCCUGCCCCUCCUCCUGCUCCUCCUUCCCCUCCUCCAUCCUGCGUGUCCAGUGCUCCUCCAGCUUCUACCUCACGUGUUGCUUCUGCUCCAUCCCCUGCCUCACCUUCUCCACCCUUUUCCCCUCCGGAGCCUCAGCAUGACGUCUCCUAUUUCAGGGCGGUAAUGGCCAGUGAGACGGAGCGAUUGACUGGGCUGUCUGAGUUAUGGGAGACACGAUUUGAUGAUUCCUCCGUACCUGAAGAGAUGCGGGACCAGAUGCGUACAGCUGUUGGCCAGGCCAGACUGCUGAUGAAGGAGCGUUUUGGCCAGUUCAGGGGCCUGGUGGAUGACUGUGACCUGGGCCGUGGGGAGAAAAUCACCACCUGCUCAGACCUACAGGGCUUCUGGGACAUGGUGUACUUUCAGGUGGAAGAUGUUAAUAAGAAGUUCAAUGCCUUGAAAGAGGCAGAGUCUAGAGGAUGGCAUGAGGAAACCAAGACUGUUACCAAGCAGAAAAAGGUUCUCAAGAAGCCCCCUGUGGCUGGAAGCAAGCCGGGAGCAGGUGGGGGAGCCAGCGCCGCUGCAAAGAGUCGCCUGGCCGCCGUCAAGGCCGCCAUGAAGGCCAGGCAGGCCGCGGUGGAGCAGGCUAGCGGGGCUGCAGGUGUGCUCCAGGGCGAGCUUGCCCCUGAUGCUGCAGCCAACACGGCAGCUGCCCAGACCGUGAUGUUUCAUGGAGGCUUCUUCCAGGUGGAGAGUCCAGCCAAAGUAGUCGGUGCCGUGAGGAGAUCGUCACGGUUGAGCGCAGCCCCCUUGCCCCAGCCUUCCCCCCGUGUGUCAAAGUUUGGCACCCCAGGCAGGCUGCACCGAUCCACGGUCAUCUCACGUGCCUCUCCUCUUCCACACGUGACUAUCGCUACUCCUGCUAAAGUAGCUUCCCCCACCGCAACUCCUGACCGCACUUCUCGAAGCCCUCCUGAGUCCUUUCCCUGUUCCCCCAAGCCACCCCCGAUCAGUCCUACACGCCACGCGCUCGCCCCUGUUGCCUCACCUCGAGUCUCGCACGCUGAACACGACACACCCGAUUCCGACUUUGCGACCGCACCAGCAGACGCUCCAGUGAGCCAGUCUCCAGAGAUCCAGGCGCACAGUUGCCCUCAUCAGCCUGAGGCAACACUACCGCUCCAUCUCCCUGAGCAGCUUUGUACAGUGCCUGAGGAAGCCACUCCCGAGUCUGACGCUCUGACUGAGUCCUCCCAUGAGCAAGCUGAAGAGCCCGUAGUUCCUGAACUAGUGGCAGUUCACCCAGCAACAGAUGCCUCCCCCGUUAGGUCUGGCUCCCCGGGUCUCUCCCGUUCUCCUCCUGUGUCUACAACCUUUCCUCCACAAGUUGAGAGUCUGGAUCGCCAGGCUUCUGCGCCUUCUUCCCCUUGUAUGAUGUCCAGCACACCACAGGUCCUCUCUCCAGCUCCCUCUGACAAUGCUGCCUUGCCUAAUGGUGAACGAUCUCCCAUCAGUGCAAACCUUGACAUGACAGAAAGUCCCCAUGUAGAGUGUGUUGCAGAUUUGGACUUUGAGCGGUACCUGCAGCCAGCGGCCUUUUGCAGCUUGUCUGCAGUCCAGAGCCCAGCAGUAGAGAGGUUUUCACUCGGGGCAGGCGACGUUGAGAUGGAGAGCCCUCUGUCGCAAGCAGAAGAAAGUGGCCAGGAAGUGCAGAUGACACCUACAGCUCUGCCUAGAAUGGCACCACUGGUGUUCACCUCCCGGGACUGAACAGCUGACGGACAACCUGCUGCUGUUCACUCCAGAGCAGAGGAACCGAGUAAGCAGUCGGGGUGUAGAUGGUGACCUAAUGAUGUUCCACGCCACCUUCUAGUAAAUAGCACACGUGGUCAUGUGUACAGGGAUACGUGGAUUAUUUGUGAGGGUUUUCCUUCCUACACCAUUUAGUUUUAAACAGUAGGAUUACUCUUGAACUAUAUUAAGGACUUAUGUACAUCUUCCUGAGUUU